Molecule: messenger RNA, 3060 nt
Organism: Pungitius pungitius (ninespine stickleback)
Lineage: Eukaryota; Metazoa; Chordata; Actinopteri; Perciformes; Gasterosteidae
Gene: suz12b
Product: SUZ12 polycomb repressive complex 2 subunit b
Exons: 17
Coding region: 312-2387 (691 amino acids)
Cellular component (GO): nucleus; RSC-type complex; ESC/E(Z) complex
Molecular function (GO): chromatin DNA binding
Source: RefSeq, a predicted model, not a curated record
GUCUGUCUCCUAUUGGCUCACAACUGACUACAGCUCUGUUGUUCAGUACAAAUUGAAGGAGCCCACACCGACAAUAAAUUACAGAUAGAUGAUCUAUAAUGAUUUUCACAAUACUCUAACCAUUUCUGAUAUAUAACGAUAUUCGUGACUGUUGUCUGUGAGUCUCCGACAUACGGAGGUUUGUUUUCUAGUGAACCAUGCUAACAUUGCUAGCUAACUAGCCAGCGUCUCGUCGCCUCCUCUUCACCUUCAUGGCUUUCUGCUGUUGAGUCUGUCAGGCUUGUGCUGGAGGCAGCGAGGCUAACAAAUUAAUGCCAUCGGCCAGGAACUCCGGUCAUAUUAUGAGUGGGGCGAGUUGCAAAGCUAACGGCGCCGUGUACCCCGCCUCGUCGGCGAUGAUGAACUCCGUGAAGAAGCCGAAGAUGGAGCAGAUCCAGGCCGACCAUGAGCUGUUCCUGCAGGCCUUUGAAAAACCAACUCAGAUAUACAGAUUCCUUCGCACAAGGAAUUUGAUUGCACCCAUCUUUUUGCACAGGACGCUCACCUUCAUGUCUCACAGAAACGGACGAUCAAACGCCAGAAGGAAAACAUUCAAAGUGGAUGAUAUGUUGCAGACAGUGGAGCGGGUGAAAGGAGAGCAGGAUUCUCUAAGUUUGUCAUCACAUCUACAGUUAACCUUCACUGGGUUCUUCCAUAAGGAUGAAAAGCCAUCUCAGAAUUCCGAAAAUGAACAAAAUUCUGUAUCCUUAGAGGUGCUACUUGUCAAAGUCUGCCAUAAAAAACGCAAGGAUGUCAGUUGCCCAAUAAAACAAGUGCCUACAGGUAAAAAGCAGGUGCCUUUGAAUCCAGACGGUAACCACACCAAGCACGGAUCCUACCCUUCCUUACUGGUCUCCAGCAACGAGUUUGAGCCCAGCAACAGCCACACGGUCAAGUCCUACUCGCUCCUGUUCAGGGUGUCGCGCACCGGGCGGAGGGAUGCUGCUGGUCUGGUCAAUGGAGAAGCCAACGAGAACAUUGAUGUAAUAGAUACUCCCAGUAGGCAGAAGAGAGGUUCAUCCCAUAGAGAGGAGGGGGAGACCACGGAGACCUUCGUUGCACAGAUGACCGUCUUUGAUAAGAACCGGAGAUUACAGCUGCUGGACGGGGAGUACGAGGUGUCGAUGCAAGGGAUGGAGGACAGUCCCGUUAGCAAGAAGCGAGCUACAUGGGAAACCAUUCUGGAUGGGAAGAGACUUCCACCGUUUGAGACAUUUUCUCAGGGACCCACAUUGCAGUUCAUGCUCCGUUGGACAGGAGACGCCAGCGGAAAGUCCACUGCCCCUGUGGCAAAGCCUCUCGCUACGCGCAACUCGGACAGCUCCAGUCCCAUGGAGACCAGAACCAGCAACCACCGAGCCGCCCUCAUGAUGAAAGAGUCGGUGAGCACAGACAUUCAGACGAGAAAAGAGCAGGUCCUGUGUGAGCCGCGGCAGAAGCUCCGUAUAUUUUAUCAGUUCUUGUACAACAAUAACACGCGGCAGCAAACAGAGGCAAGAGAUGAUCUUCACUGUCCCUGGUGUACCCUGAAUUGCAGCAAACUCUACAGCCUGCUCAAACACCUCAAACUCUCCCACUCCCGCUUCAUCUUCAACUAUGUGCCUCACCCCAAAGGAGCCAGGAUAGACGUGUCCAUAAACGAGUGCUAUGACGGGUCGUACGUUGGCAACCCUCAGGACAUCCACAGCCAACCCGGCUUCGCUUUUAGCCGCAACGGCCCCGUGAAGAGGACCGCUGUAACUCACGUACUGGUUUGCAGGCCCAAGAGGACCAAACCGAGUCUGUCCGAGUUCCUGGAGACUGAGGACGGAGAGUUGGAGCAGCAGAGGACGUACGUCAGUGGACACAACCGCCUCUACUUCCACAGCGACAGCUGCAUGCCGCUGCGGCCCCAGGAGAUGGAGGAGGACAGCGAGGACGAGAGGGACCCGGAGUGGCUGAGAGAGAAGACUGGCACGCAACUGGAUGACUUCACCGACGUCAACGAGGGCGAGAAGGAAGUGAUGAAGCUGUGGAACCUACAUGUCAUGAAGUACGGUUUCAUCGCGGACAACCAGAUGAAUCAGGCCAUCAUGCUCUUUGCCGAGAAAGCCGGCGCUCACAUCGUCCGCCGCAACCUCUGCCGCAACUUCCUCCUGCACCUCGUCAGCAUGCACGACUUCAACCUGGUGAGCACCGCCACCAUCGACCGCGCCAUGGCCCGCCUGCGACAGAUCCAGGAGGAGCUCCCGCCCGCCGACGCGGAGCAGGCGCAGGCUCUGGUUUCGGCGGCGGCCUGCAACGGCAAUGCCAUCAGCUCGACGGGGGGGAAGCAGGGCAAGAGGACAAAAAGCGCACUAACGGACUGAUGUCGGAGGGAUGCAACAACAACAACAACAACAACUAACAACUGUUGUGUUUUUGUUUUUGGUAGGCUUUUUUCUUCUUUUUUUCUCCCUUGAGUGAACAUUACCAACCGUUUUCUGGCGCUUAGAUCGGUGCAAGAACCGGAGGAUCCGACCUGGAGCGGACUCGUACACAAGGUAGUAGAAAGUUCCCGGGAACUUGAGAACUGAACCAAAUAUGAAUAUAAAAAAAAAUGAAAGCACCAACGUCUGCACGAAUCAUGAAUUUGAGCGCUGGCCAAUGCAAGUGGGUCGUACUGAAUGUGCGUUUGGUAGGAGCCGCUGGCACAGGGAGAACGAAUGGAGUCUAGUGAUGUGGCACCAUGGCGUGUACGCGUUAGAGACCGCUGCGUCCGGACUACAGUUAAAACGUACUGGUAAUGUCACUCGUGAUUAUUUGUACACAAUCACCUUGUGGCGAUCUUUAUCCUUUUUAGCUGAUUUAUUUUUUAGCACAUGGUGUGUUUGUAUUUUAGAAGGGUUACCUUUUUUUUACAUUGUUUUUAUUCCUGCUGCGCCACAUGUUAACUGCAGCGUUUCCUCUGGUGUCAGUGGAGAAAAUGACUCUGAUAUGAAGGGUCAUACAGCUACAGUGAAAACCUACACCAUUGGCCUCCGUGGCUAGCGUGUGUUGGGA